ACUAAACAUCAAUACUGAUUACAUAUUACAUUGAAUGUGUUAUGAAGAUGAUCGUGAAAUAUUGCUUUGAAUUAUAAUCAAUGAGUUUUUAAAGUUACGAAUUAAUUGAACUAUACUUUCGGAUGAAUAAUACACAAUGUAUUUUGGACCAUUACGGAUUACUCUUAGAGAUACUUUGAUUUUAAUACUUCUAGUUAUAUUUAAUACAAUUCACGUUACAGAUUUAGCUAAUAAUGAUAUGGAUCUCCAAAAUAAACAGAGCAAGACUAAAGAUGAUGGCAAAAAUAAAAUAGUUAAUUUUAAUAGUAAUGAAGAUUAUUUAAAGAACUGUCCAAUAGAUCAGGAAAACAUGCCGGAGUGUUCAUCAUUAAAUUAUCCCUGCAUCAAUUGUAUGAGAGAUAUAGACUGCAUUUAUGGUGGUACCUACAAUUACACUUGUACUGUAAAAACCAAAGUUAUAUGUAAUGGUUCCAAAACUUUCAACAGAACAGCAAUGUGCCGCUUCUGCUAUCAAACUGAAAAGUGGGAGCAUCGCUGUGAUCAAAAAGCUAACUGUAAUUCACUGGCUUCUCCUACCAAAUAUUACUUAACCAACUGCACGGUCUCCGAUGAUGUCUUGUGCAUGGGAAAAAGAAAAUUUCUUCGAAAAAUAAAAUGUUCAUGGACAUCAGGAACAAAAUGGGGAACGGCGCUCGUACUUGCAUUAACAUUAGGUGGUUUUGGUGCUGAUAGAUUCUAUCUUGGACACUGGCAGGAAGGUUUGGGGAAGUUGUUCAGCUUCGGAGGACUUGGUGUUUGGACGUUGGUCGACGCUCUUCUCAUUGGAAUACACCAUCUCGGUCCGGCUGAUGGAUCUGUCUUUAUUUGAAUGAUAGUUCUUUGAUGUGUAUUUAUUUAUUAAUAAUUAUAUAACAAGUAAAUUAAUUUAUAAA
Danaus plexippus (monarch butterfly) is the source of this 932-nucleotide messenger RNA. It is a transcript of the gene amx, whose product is annotated as TM2 domain-containing protein almondex. The transcript is spliced from 4 exons. The coding region runs from base 137 to 868 and encodes 243 amino acids. The record is from RefSeq and is a predicted model, not a curated record. NCBI's taxonomy places the organism in Eukaryota, Metazoa, Arthropoda, Insecta, Lepidoptera, Nymphalidae.